UUAUUUCCGGGUUGCCCGACAUUUCAUGAUUUAGGGAAAAAGAAUUUGUUCCAAAGUCAUUUUCUGGACUAUCUGAGGAUAAAAAAUAGUGACAGUCGUUUAUUUACAUGAAGAACAACCUGUCAUUGCAUAUUUGUAGUUACCAGACUCUUUCCACGUUCACACUGCAAAAGAUUUGCUGACAUUAGGAUGACAAAAUAGGCCUACCUCAUGAAGUUCUGAACAGAAGAAACAGACAUGGCCGAGUCUAUGGAAAAUUACCUGCACAAUGUAGUUCAGCACCACAAAGACUGGCUUGCAUGUACAAGGCGACUGUGUCAAGAGGCAGACGCAGUCCUAGAGACAUUUCGAAGCAGUGUCGUUGAAACCGGUCAUGAUGGAGAGCCUUCGAUAGACCCUUACUGCUUUCCAUCUGAGAAAGAAAAAGAACAGAUCGAUAAAAUUCUGGGGAACAAAGCUGCCAUUGUUGUAACUGGAAGGACGAAUAGCGGCAAAAGCAGUAUAUUGAACACUAUUUUUAGGACUCGUAUUCUUCCAGUGUCCGAAAAUCCAUGUACAGCUCGGGUUGUGAGGUUGAAAUACAGUGAAAGACAAUACCAAAGGUUGAUAAGUCGACAUGGUACCGAGGUUGAAAAUGUUGAUGUGAAUACAAUGAAAGAGAUACGCGAUAGUUCUUUCAUCAAGAUGGAUGAUGAUGCAAGGAGGAAUAAGGAGUCUGCUGCGAUGGUGGUCGAGGUUGGCUUGAAGCACGAGUUACUACAAAGUGGUAUCGAGGUGUUAGAUUCGCCUGGAAAGAGUGAGAACCCCAUUCUUGAUGAGGUUGUGGAUCGUCUGCUUCAGUCUGGCCAGAUUCCACUUGUCGUCUAUGUGAUAGAUGGACGCUGUGGUCUGCUCUUGGCGGACAUUGAUAACAUUGAUGCCAUCCAGUCAAAACUUCCAAACUGCACAAUCAUGUAUGUCUGUAACAAAUGUGACGAUGAUGAUAUUGCAAGGAGCUUUGACAGAGAAUCUGAUUGUGAAGAGUCUGAUGAUGAUGAUGGAGAAGGUCGUCGGAUGACUGUCGAAGCAAUGAAAAACCGAACGUUCAACCAGCUCCAGCAGAGAGGAUUCAUCCCAAAGGAAGAAGUCAGGGAGUCCUGUAAAUGCUUCCACGGUCUUUCUGCAAAUUCGGCGAUGUGGGGCUACAGAAAAAAAAAACAGAAGGAGGAAUUUGCAAGAUAUGUCAAAGACUUUGAGGCGUUUGAGAGAAAUCUUGUCGAUGUCCUUUUUUCAGUGCUGCAGAGAGACAUCUCUAAGAUAAUCAACAUCGUGAUGAACAAUCUUGCUACUUGUAGUACGAUAUUUGAUUGGGCGAUCCUUGGUAAAGGUGGGGCAGAAGAUUCAGACCAGCUAUUGUCUGUGGUGGAGGAAGCGAAGCGUGUCGGCAAAUGGUGGUAUGAUGAAUUGCGCAAUGUUAUGAACGAACAUGACAUAGCGGCUCAUAUGAACUUUGCUAUGGACUUGAUUGAGCGAGACUUGGUUAAAGAAAUCCCCUCAUUCACUGAGGAUGGCCGCCCCGUCGCCGACAGAGAAGUAGAUGUACAGUUCCUGGAGUUGAAAUCGCGCUUGGACGAGCUAGGGUUCAAUGCUGAGGAAAUGGCUCGGAAGGGAACAUUUUGUCAUGCCAUGCGGAAGAUGUUUUCAAGCUAUUUGUUUAAUACAUUCAAAGUGACAUUGGAGAUUCGUUAUAAAACCAAAAUGGACACCUUGGCAUCAGAGUUGGUGAACAUCAUGUUCUCAAUUGCGCCUUCUUUGAGAAAUAUGUUGAAGCGUUCAUACCGUGUUAGACCGUCCAUGAUGUUCGACUGUGAUCAGUUACUUGGUUGUACAAAUCUUUUGUUUGACGUCCUGCAGACCAUAUUAGAUGCAGCACGUAUAACCCUGCGCCAAAAGAUUGAUGAUGUCUGUGAUAAUGACAGCAUCAUGUACAUUUUGAUGGCCGACAAUCAGCACUUCAGCGCGGAGUGGUGCGAAAUAUUUGCAAGGUCGCUUGUCAAAUCUCUGGAUGUGCCUGCAUUAGUGCUGGCAAUCCAGGAUGCUGCGUUGGAACAGAUAACAGGAAUGUUUUCAAACUUUACCUCCUCGCUGACUAUGAUUACUUCGAUAAGUAACGAAGUCAAGUAUCAAGAAGAGAGUGUCCUGAUGAGUAGAAAGUCUGUGUUCAUGGGUCACUACAUGCUGUGUCAAGCCCAAGCUUAUGGUAUUGAGACUUGCAUGCGAUACCCAAACCUUCAGUCGAUGUACGCUGAAAGAAUUGCAGUGAGUCAGAGUGGCUUUCCUAUUCGUGCCUGUAAGAUGGAGUUUUGCAAUGGAAAUGGCUCAAACAUAGCUGUGAAGGUUGUCCAUGGUGAAGAUAGAAGCAGCAGGCUCUUGCAUUUGAGGCAACUGCUCAGAACAAGCGAGAUUCAGCAGCAUCAGAACCUGUUGAUGCUUCACGGAUGGAUUCUACCCUCGGCAGACUGUAGACUUGUCAUCAUGGAACGAGCUCAGAUGAACCUUGUUGAUGCAAUGCAUGCAGGUCAAGUCUAUAUCCAGCGGCUCAUGUUUGGAGUUCAGAUAGGGAGAGCACUCCUCCAUCUUGUUGACCAGAAGCCACCUUACUACUUCAUGGACCUGAAACCCAGGAAUAUACUUAUUGGCCAGGAUGGACAGGCGAAAAUCAACACAUGCAAGUUAGAGAGUCAUUUCAAAGAAACUGCUGAGAUCAUGGUUCCAUUCCAUGUGUCACCGCAGUUACAUUCUGCCCUGCAGCGUGGAGAAACCUCCAUCCACCCAUCGAAUCAGAUCUAUGCCUACGGAACCUUGCUGUGGAUCUUGGCGCAUGGACAUGUUGAAGCACCAUCAGUGUUCCGUUUCUGCAAUAACGUGGAAGAAGUUCAAUUGAAGAUAUCAAAUGGAGUCCUUCCGAAUAAGUUGGUGAAUAUCCCUGCGGAUCAUUGGCAAAUCAUUGAAAAAUGCUUGAAGGACUAUGAGAACCUUUUGUUGUCAGAUAUCGUUGAUGAGUUAGAUCAGAUUGUUAUCGUUGCUGAACGUAAUGAAAGAUUGGGACGUUGAGACUGUACAUGUAGUAGAUGGCUUGAGGUUCACAACACUUCUGUACAUUUUGCCUGUGCAUUGUGUAUUUGAUUCAGGCUGAUCAUCUCGUGUUGUAUCCAUGUCUGUUCGUUUGGCCAUACCUUACCCUGGUGCUAGUGGCUCACAGUGUGCCUAUAAAUGAGACCCACCGUAAAGAAUCAAUUGAACUGAUCGACAUUUUGUACAUGAUCGGUGUCAUCGACUUGUAAAGUAUAUUUACAAAUAAGGGUAAAAACGUACCUUUUGUGACUGUUUAAUGUGUAUACUGGUGCUGUAGGUCAGCUCCCAUGAUAAGGAACUGUGCCAUAGCUUAUAUAUCACCUUAUUAUCAGUUUCAUACUUCACCAUUUUGAUAAUCGAUUAUGCACUUUAUCAUAUACUGAGACAUCAUAUUGUCUUCUCAAGUUAACAUGCGAGACAAAAGAUUGGCAGAAAUCAUACCAAAUCCUUGAUUAUUUGACACUAUCUAUUGAUACCUCCUGGUGGCAUUGGUAGCCUCACCAAACAUUUCCUGGCAGGAGCUGUCUAUAUCUUAAAACCCCUCAUACUGCCUUGAAAGCUCCACCCUCUUGUGGUUUGGUUAGACAACCAAUACCUUCAGUUCUGUAUCAAGUCCUUAAUUAAAGGAUUUCUUCCACUUUCUUGGUGCUUUGAGGCAAGAGGCUGUUUAAUGCCAUUUCUCCGGUUAUGGGGCCAUAAUGAAGUAGAUUAUAAAUUCCUUUCAAGCCUGUGGGAAAAUAUCCAUUUUGUGCAGACAGAGCUUUUUUCCUAUCUCUAGACAGUAAAAUAUUUUGUAAGACGUUUGAAAUGUGCUCCGAGAUUGAAUUUCUGAAGAUUGUACAAUGUAUAUUGGAAGAUAGUAAAUAAAGGUGCUGUACAUUGCUAA
This is a messenger RNA of Lineus longissimus, 4000 nucleotides long. RefSeq lists its product as uncharacterized. The record is from RefSeq and is a predicted model, not a curated record. The transcript is spliced from 6 exons. Gene Ontology annotation, molecular function: protein kinase activity; ATP binding. Gene Ontology annotation, cellular component: cytoplasm. The coding region runs from base 238 to 3093 and encodes 951 amino acids. Gene Ontology annotation, biological process: positive regulation of fibroblast growth factor receptor signaling pathway; protein phosphorylation; positive regulation of ERK1 and ERK2 cascade. Lineage: Eukaryota; Metazoa; Nemertea; Pilidiophora; Heteronemertea; Lineidae.